This is a messenger RNA of Paramecium octaurelia, 1530 nucleotides long. The record is from the annotation of a GenBank genome assembly. NCBI's taxonomy places the organism in Eukaryota, Ciliophora, Oligohymenophorea, Peniculida, Parameciidae.
AUGUCGAAGUUUUCAUAAUUUUUAGAGGACAUCAGUGAAUUCAAGGAAAGGCCAGUUAAAUUAAAACAAAUAAAAAAGGUUCUAAAGAUUAACGAAAAGAGUUUCCCUCCAUGCAAAAAUAUCUUGAAUUAUUAUUUCUAAGAAUUUUCAAAGUAGAUUAUAAUACUAAAAGUAGACGUACCAAUGAGGAACAUCGAACUAAAUGGCACAGAAAGGAUAAAAUUUUAUUUGUAUGGACUGUGUUAAAAUACUUUGAAUUGAUAAACAAGAAUGAUUUAAACCCUGUAUUAUCAAUUUAAUAGGAUAGUCUGAAGAAGAUUGGCAUUAUCUAUCAAAUGUCUUGGGAGUAACAGAAUAGCUAUUGAAUUUAAAGUGGAUUAGUAUGCUCAAGACGAAUCUCAAAAUGGCCCCUUGGAACAUAGAGGAAGAUGAAAUAUUAUAAAGCAUUAUUGCAGAUCCUAAUGAAAAUAAAAAUUGGACAUAAAUUACAAUAGAUUUCAAUAGAAUAAACCCUGCAAAAAUAGUUAGACAUGCUAAAUAAAUUAGAGAGAGAUGGAAUAACUAUUUAAAUCCAGAUUUGAAAAAGUAAGGCUAAACAUUUAAUUAGAUCUGAAUGGUCAUAACCAGAACAGUUACAAUUAUUGUUGUUAGUUGAGGAAAUAGGUAAGAGAUGGUCACUUAUUUCCAAAAAAAUAUCUGGGAGAACAGAAAAUUAGGUUAAAAAUCAAUACAAUUCGAUGAUGAAUACCUAUAGAAGACAAAAUGUAUGAACAAUCUUAAAUCUUUAGCAGUUGGAUAAUGAAGAUGUGGCAAUCAAAAAAUUAUUGGCAAAUUUAUAAGGAAAAGAUUAUGAGGGCCCUCAACCCUUGACUAGUAAACGGAUUAGAAAAUCAGUGAAUAAUAAUAAUAAUGAUAACAAUAAUAAUAAUAAUAAUAAUAACAAUAAUAACAAUAAUGCUACGAUACCUUAGGUUUAAUAAGAUCAAAAGAAUAUGUAGAUUGAAAGUAAUGAAAUCAAAGAAGAACACUAAUAAGAUUAAUAAUUACAAUAAUAAAUGCAAUAAUAAUAAUAAUAAUAAUAAUAAUAGUUAUUAUAAAAUUAAUAAUAAUAGAUGCAAUAGUAACAAUAAUAAUAAUCACUCAUGCUUGGUUUAUCUGUAUUUUCUCCUAUGAUGCCUUUCUCUCCUUUACAUUAUUUAAUCUGUAUUUAAUUUGUUUCUAUAUUAAGAGUCCAGUCCAAAUAAUUUAUCCUCGCCAUAUGAAAUGCGAAAUAAGAAUUAUUCAAGCUAAAUGUAGUUAUUUGAUGACUUAAUGAAAUCAACCAAUAAUCUUGACUAAGGUGCGCCUUAACCAGAAAUUCCUUGCUUAUUAAGGUUAUUUAAUUCGCCCGCAUUUAAUCAUUAAGGAUUUCCUUAUGCAACUAUGCCCUACUAAUAACCUACAUAACAAUAACCUGCAUACAAUACAAAAAAAAUAAAUAAAAUUUAAAAAGAAUUGCUAAAAUUUGAUACAGGAUUAAACAGAGAUUGA